This is a messenger RNA of Taeniopygia guttata (zebra finch), 4545 nucleotides long. RefSeq lists its product as uncharacterized. Lineage: Eukaryota; Metazoa; Chordata; Aves; Passeriformes; Estrildidae. Gene Ontology annotation, biological process: regulation of translational fidelity. The record is from RefSeq and is a predicted model, not a curated record. Gene Ontology annotation, cellular component: cytoplasm. Gene Ontology annotation, molecular function: nucleotidyltransferase activity; tRNA binding; double-stranded RNA binding.
UGCAGAGGGCUUGUUUGCUCCAUCAAGGUGAAUGCUUGCAAAAACCUUCAUUUUAACCAGUGUAAUUUCCUCACUGGCAGGAGCAAAAAAAAAAAAAAGGCAGCAACAGCAAUAAACCCUCAGCCUUAUUUUUCAAGUGUCUUUUUGAACAAGGGUUAAUCAACAGUAAAAUUAAGAGGCCCCUGGAGGGAGCUACCAGCAGCCCACGCUGACUCACAGCCCCAAAUUUACUGCAGCCAGAACUUCAUUUGCAUUUCCUCCCGCAUGCAGAGAGGAGCAGGAACAGAAGAGGUUUGUAGGGAAAAGGGGUGGAGAGCAGGGAGGACCGGCGGCAGCGGCGAUGGUUUGGUUAUAAAGAGAUGGGAGGAAAGAGAGGCAGCAGUGCAGCCCUCGGCCGGGGCAGCGGCGCGCAGGGAUGGGCGAGUCACUGCAUUCCUGCAUCGGGCUCCUGGGCAUUUCCGCAGGAUCUCUCCUGCUGGCUGUGCAUUUGUACAGCUCCGGCCGCGCCGCGCCGCUGAUCCCCAGCACGGCUCUGGGAGUGCUGCUGCUGAUUGUGUCGGCUCUCCUGGCGUAUGCAGGGAUCCGGAGAAGCCUCAGGAACGCCUCCCUGCUGGUGUCCCUGUGCCUGACCAUAUCAGCCCUCUGGAGUGGCUACGGAGUGAUCCUCAUCCUGGCAGGGCAGGGAGUGCUGCCCGGCCCGGGGGAUGCCCGCGAUGCCCUGCUGCCAGGCCUGGCCACCUUCACCCUGGCCCUGCUCCUGCUGGCCGUGGUGGGCUUCCUCUGCAGAGAGCCCCUCCUGGCCCUGGUGGCUGCUGCCAUGUCCCUGGCCGGUGCCCAUGAGGUGGCCCUGCACUUCAGCUCCUCGCUCGGCCCCUCGGCCGUGGCGUGCAGUCACCUCAGUGUCUGCUUGGUCGGGGGCUACUUUGCUCUGGGGAGGAUCCUCUACCUCCUGACCAAAGGGAAAGUUGCCCUCCCUGGCACGGAUCUUGCAGAGAAAAAGGCCCAGGAGCAGGGCCGGGGCAGCGCUGGCAGCACCAACCCCUUUGCAGCCCCCGGGCUGCUCCUGAACAUGCUGUCAGCCAGUGUCUUCUGCUGCAGGCUCCUGGGAGUCACCCACAGGCUCUUCCUGGGCCACGUGCCCUGGCUGUGGGCAGCUGGCACCUACCAGAUUGGCAUCUGUGUGUUGUCCUACCGUGCAAUGGACGUUCUCAUGGCCACAGCCUUUGGCUUCACUUCCAUCCUCAAAUUUGCUGGAGGUUACUGCCUCCUGUACCCCGCCUGGCAGCCAGAGGAGCCGUCUCUCCCGACCCCAUUCCUGGUGGUGUUCUCCAUUCUUUUUGCUGUCUUGGCUCUUUUUCUGUCCCUUCAGAGCCCUGUGGAUGGCCUGUACUUGCUGGUUUUUGUCACCUACUGCAUUGCCUUGGCUUGCAGUCCCAGGGGUUUUUUUGCAGGUGGCCCCCAAGGCGUGGCCGUGGCCAUUUUUGUGGCCUCAGCCUUGGUGGCUCUGAUUCACCUGUACAAUGUGAGGGCCAGGGCCAAGAUCCCAACAGGGAAGGGUGUUGUGAAGGCCCUCCUUGCUCGCAGCAGCCUCCUGAAGCUCCGGGAGGGGCCAGACCUCCACGCUCCCUACCUGGGCUAUUCCAAGUAUGCCGAUGCAGAAGCCCUUACCUAUGCCUGCAGUGUCCUGGCUUCUUUUGCUCUAACAGCCACAGGAGACCCCCAGGCUCCUCUUGCCACUGUUGUCAUUCCAUGGGUGGUGGUAGCUGGUGGGAUCCUGAAGCUCCUUGGUGGCUCAGUGGCUUUUGCCCGGGGUAAAACCCUGGAGAGCAGUGCCUUUAUCCUCUACUCUGUCAUGUGGAUCAUCUGGGGCCUGACAAGGUAUGGUGGCCUCUAUGGCACUGCCAGAAGCUUUCAUGCAGCUGUAGGCAUCAUUUCCUUCAUGCUCUUCAACAGCUUCAUUGUCUUCUGCUCGCUCUUCUUAAACAUGGCCUGGUUCUUCUACUCCCUCACCUUCACGCUCAUCGCUGUCAGCUUCCUCCUGGAUGCCAUCCAUGCUCUUCCCACUGGAUACGACAUCGCUGCCACCCUCAUCUUUGGGCUGGUCAGCUUUUACUGCUUCCUGGCUGCCCUGGCCAGCAGCACCUUUGAGGGUUGCUGCUUGCCCAUGGGGAGGCCCAUGGUACAGCUCAGUGGUGUUGGGGCAGGAACGACCAAGUGCCUUCACCUGCCUGCCAGGAAAGCUUCCUCAGUCAAGAGAAUUGCAGAUAUCCUGAGGAACGGCGGCACCUGUGGCAUCCCCACGGACACCGUGUACGUGCUGGUGGCCGCCUGCAGCCGGCCUGACGCCGUGGAGAAAGCUCACCGGUCCAAGCGCCAGGCUCAGGAUCGCCCCAUGUCCCUCUGGAUUUCCAGCCUAAAGCAACUGGAACCUGCCAAGCAUUUGUUCACUCCCCUCCUGUGGGACUUCAUGGAGGCUGCCUGGCCAUCUCCCAUUAGCUUGGUCAUUCCCAGAGGUGAAUGGGUGGAUUUCCUGGGAAUGAAGGACUCUGCUAAGUACGUUGGGACCCCCCAGAGUGUGGCCAUCCGCAUUCCCGACUGCUCUGUCACCACACACCUCAUCGACCUGGUUGGCCCCAUUGUGGUCACAUCAGCCAACCCAACAGGAGAGGCUGACACGACCCACCACAACCAAGUGUAUGCCAAGCUGGGAGAUAAGGUGGAUGCAGUUCUUUGUGGUGGGCCUUCUCCAGAGAACAUUGCCUCCACCGUGGUGGACUGCACCAAGAUCGACAGUGGGAACAUUGGAUUCUUCCGAGUCGGCAUCAUCCCCAAGUCUCAGGUGCUGCAGAUCCUGGAGCAGGUGCAGAAGAAACACCUGGUGGUCCCUAGCAUUGGCCCUUGCCCCACAAAAGGCUGGGAAGAGCUCCAGAAUCGUGGCCACGCUGUGCCCAAUGGGGUGGGCAGAGCUGCCUUGGUGGAGCCAGGGCUGGAUCCCGAUCCCGAGCAUCACACCCGCUUCUGACUCCCACAGCUCCGUGCUCACCGCGACGUCGGCUGCUGGAAAAUGCCAUUUGGGCAAACUGGGGAAUGGGAGAGGCUUCCCAGCUGCAGGGGUGACUCACUUGUCUUUCUGUGGACACUGCUCAAUUAUCCCAGUGCGGUGCUGCCUCGCAAACCACAGGCACCCAGAAGGAACAUCUUCUCUUAGGGACACUGCCAGCUUUCCCUGGAGAUCAGUCACAGCCAAAGCAGGCUUUCCUUUGGUGAUAAGCUGGUCCCAAAGUUACAGAGCUUUAUCCCUGACACUGGGAGGGAAUUCCUUGGAUUUGGGGCAUGGAGUGAGGCGAAGCGGUGCAGAAUUACCUGGUGGGGGAAAAACACUGCAUGAAACUUGAAUCACACAGAAUCUUUUCGGUGGGAAAAGACCUCUCCAAUCCUUGAGUCCAGCUGUCCCCCCAGCACUGCCAGUGCCACCACUGACCCGUGUCCCCAAGUGCCACACCACGUGGGGAAGGAGGAGGGGAGGUGUGUCCAGGUGCUUUGCUGGUGGGCCCAAUGGACUUGGCAAAGUCUGGGCUGGGAGCUGGGGGUGUCUCCUGCUGUGCUUUUUCCAGAGAGAGGUCACCCAUGUUUGACCCCACUUGGGAAGUCUUUCCUCUGUUGGGAGAGCCCAACACUCCAAAGAAAUGCCAUGAUCUGAGGUGCCAUUUCUGUAUUUCACACUCAGUGUCAGGAUGGAAUUCCCAUCUGAUGACUCCAAUGUUAUAUCCUUAAAGGUGCUGGAGCUUUAGGGAAGACCCUCCCUUCCCAUGUUAGGAAUUUCAGGAGGGCAAUCUCCAAGUGUUUGAGAAAGCCAGGAGCUGGUCUCUUGCCUUACAGCCCAACUCUUCCCAUCUCAUGGCACGUUUCCUCCAGAGUGCAAAUUCCAUAGGAUCAGAGGAAGGAAUUCCAGCCACUCCAGGCAGUCAUUUGUCUUCUCCAGCUUCUCUGCAAGCUGCUGAAAUACAGGGAAGGAGUUGGAGCUCACCCAUGACCUUACUGGCAUCACUGGGAUGUGGUGGGAUGGCUCCUGGAGUGCAGCAAUAGGAGGAUGUCGACUUUUUAGGAAGGACAGGCAGUGUGGAGUGGUGGCUGCUGAGCAGGAAGAGUUGGGAAGGAGUCUCAAACCUUCGUGAGGAGUUUUCCUUGGCAAACACUGCAGUUAUGGCUUGUUCCAUCUCCAAAAACUGCUGAUCUUAUUCUUACCUGACUCAGGUGCAAGGUGCUGAUCAAACUGCAGCUGAAACCAAUCCAUUGAUCAUUUAUUUCACCUGAAGCUGUGCUGGAAUUUAAGGAUAAAAGUGGUGCAGUCAGAGGAGCUCAGCCUCCAAAACUCUGCCAAAAUGGGCUCUCCUCAACUUGUCCUCACAGAGCUGGCUCUCUUCCUGCAGAGAAAAUUCCAGAGAAUUAAUGUGUUCAAUUAUUUUGCUGGUCUACUUCAUGUAUCUCCUUGGAGUUUAUCAAAACUGGUUUUUAGAAAGCAAUAAAAUAUUUUCAAUAAACAGA